Phlebotomus argentipes is the source of this 1213-nucleotide messenger RNA. It is a transcript of the gene Timp, whose product is annotated as tissue inhibitor of metalloproteinase. Bases 298 to 924 code for a protein of 208 amino acids. Gene Ontology annotation, cellular component: extracellular matrix. NCBI's taxonomy places the organism in Eukaryota, Metazoa, Arthropoda, Insecta, Diptera, Psychodidae. Gene Ontology annotation, molecular function: protease binding; metalloendopeptidase inhibitor activity. The transcript is spliced from 5 exons. The record is from RefSeq and is a predicted model, not a curated record. Gene Ontology annotation, biological process: negative regulation of membrane protein ectodomain proteolysis; negative regulation of endopeptidase activity.
AGUUUUAGUUUGCGGCAGCCAGUUAAGCGCUUAACAUCACCCAAUCACAUUGUCUAGUGUCUUAUGCACAAGUGCAUUAUUGCCAAUAACUCAACUGAGCAUUUAUGUGAAGGUUCAGCAUAAAAGUGUCUGGUGCAGCAUCGUAAAGAGAAACACAGAGUGCAGAACUUAAUCCUUUUACGGUGUGACUGGAAAAAAAUGCCAACGCAGUAUUAUCAGUGACUCAAACUAUCUGUUCUGUGAGCCAAGCCAGCUUCAGGGAUAAUCUGCUGAGAUAAGAGCACACACAAGCUAAUAAUGGACACCAAGAGGACGGUCAUAUUUUGCAUUAUUGCCUUCAUCGGCCUGGCAAUGAUUUCAACUCCCGCAGACGCUUGCUCUUGUGCACUUGAGCACACACAGACGAAAAUCUGCAAUUCAGAAUUCGCAAUUAUUGCACGUGUCUUGAAGCGCUCCAUUCCACAUGCAAACGGCCCAGUCGUGUACAAAUUGCACAUUUACAAAACCUACAAGAUGAAUGGCAAGGAGCCAAACAAACUGAAAAUGCGAAGGAUUCUCACGACGCCGCCCAUGAGCAGCAUGUGCGGCGUCGAUCUGAAGCCUGGACUGACGUAUGCAAUUGCUGGCAGAGGCACUCAGAUCAAUCUGUGCAGUUACGUGAAGGAGUACAAGAAAAUGACUGUUGUGGAGCGCAGAGGAUUCGCGAGUUCCUACCACAAAGGCUGCUCUUGCCGCAUCCAGCCGUGCUUCAGCAAUGAUUGCCCACCAGCGGAAAAGACCUGCAGCUGGUCUUACUUGUCCGCUUGCGAGUCAGAUUACGGCGUGUGCAUCCCCACAAGAGGAAGCCUAACUCCCGAUGGCGAACCCACAAAGUGCCAUUGGAAGAGGAGUUCUCCGUACAUGAGUUGUAUACUCGCGCCCUAGACUAGGAUUUCAACAACCCUUCACCAAAAUACACCACCACAUAUUUAAAGAGUAUUUAUCAAUGAUUAGUUGCCGAAAUUACUUAUUUGUCUCUAUAUUUUAUGGAAAAGAAACCUAUACGCUGAUAUGUAUGAUAUUUAACACAAUAUGUCGUAAAAUAUUUAUUCUCAACUAAAUGUAUCGAGAUAAAAACAUAGCAAGUAAUAGUACAAAGUGUCAAGUUAAUGAAUUUCUCAUUCUUUAACACAUUUCAUAUAUGAAAUCCUAUGAAUCACACUUACCAAUUCGC